AUGGCCAAUGCCGCCGAGGACCGCCUGAAGGAACGCGUCCGACGUCUCGAGUUCAAGCUGGCAGAUGCGGAGUCCUGGAACGACAAGAUGAGUGAAGCAAUGCAGAAGCUCUUGCAGACGCAGGCCGGACUGGAGCAGUCCGUGGAGUCUUUGGAGACGCAGUGUGCAGUGCUCCGGCAUCAGACGAGUGCAGCGGAAUCCUGUAAGGAUCAGAUUGAAGGAUGGCUGGAGAGCCAAAGGAUGGCCCAGGAGUCGACGAUCGAGCAGCUGCGAGCAGAGAAUGUGAAGUUGCAGAGGGAGAACGCCACGCUUGCGGAGCAAGCCCAGCUGCAACGGCAGCGUGCUGACAGGCUGCACCAGGAGAAUGACCAACUUCGAGGCCAGGGAGGCUACCCCGAGAUGCUCCCCGAUGGGCUUGCGGCAGAUUGCGAUGCUUGCAGUGAUGCUUCGUGGGUUUGUGUCCUGAGCAGUGACCGCAACAUCUUUGCGGCUGGGACGAUGCUGAAGGCCAAGGUCGGACAGGCGUUUGAGUACCUGCAGGCCAAGGACCUACAGAAGGGAGCCCAGAUAUUGGCCUCUGACGACCAGUCUUUGCUGGAGGUGCUCGACACCCCAGAGGCCCAGAGAUCUGUGGAGCUCAUCGAACUGUGGACGGAGGAUCGUAGCAAUGCUGCUGCUUGCUUUCCUGUGCGUCGCACCCAGUCUAUGCAUGUUGCAAUGAACAUUCUCGGCCUCAACACGCUGCAUAGCGGCUAUUCGUUUCUGAAGCGAGCACCGUGGUGCGAGUACGUGUUUGCCAAUGGCUCGCUGGAGGACGCGAUGGCCACUUUAGAGGGCUAUGAUGCUGCGAUGGACGAGCCCUUCCAACUCGUCUACGAGGAGAUAAUGCGGGCCUUCCCGAAGACAAAGUUUGUCUUGACAAUCUCGGACCCCGAACGCUGGUACGAGAGCUAUACUGAGCUGAUUGCAGGUAUGGCUGAGACUAGCAAUCGAACCCACGGCCGCAAUCUCCGAUCUGGCUUUCGCGCUUGGCUCGACAGCGAUCUGAUGACAAGGUGCACAGCCGCGCGUUACUGGGGCUGCGACUUUGGCAACGAGACCGGAGAGGACACGAAAAAGCAGUGUCUGGAGGCUUACCAGCAGCACAACGAGCGGGUGCAGCAAGUCAUCCCCGCUGACCGGCUCCUUGUGUCUUUUUGCUGCAAUCCUGCAUCAGGUGGUUUUGGGUUCAGGUACAACUUUACCGACGGCUGGGCACCGCUGGCGCACUUCCUGGGCAAGCCCAUCCCGGACGUGGAGUUUCCACACGUUGAUCUGCCUGGCCUCAUCUUUGAACAUCACGAGCCUGAGCCAUCCGAGCCCGUCUCGAUGCUUAGCGUUGCGCGCCAGCAGCUGCUCCUGUUUGUGCCCGAAUCGGGAGACCCACUGCAGGAGGAAGCCGCCUCACUUGCGCAAGCGUGUUUGGCCGAGACAUUGCAUCCAGGUGAUUGGAUCAAAGUGAACGGCCGCUUCUCUCGACUGACGCGUGUGGAGGUCCGAGCUCUCGAAGAGGUGGAACAUGUCCAGUUUGAUCUGAGCCCAAGCCUCCCAGCUGCUACCUUCUCCCUCGCCUUGAGGGAGAAGGACCCUUUUGUUGCUGCCGUUUGA
Molecule: messenger RNA, 1647 nt
Organism: Symbiodinium necroappetens
Lineage: Eukaryota; Dinophyceae; Suessiales; Symbiodiniaceae
Source: the annotation of a GenBank genome assembly